Messenger RNA from Mus pahari (shrew mouse), 2780 nucleotides. It is a transcript of the gene Ralyl, whose product is annotated as RALY RNA binding protein like. NCBI's taxonomy places the organism in Eukaryota, Metazoa, Chordata, Mammalia, Rodentia, Muridae. Gene Ontology annotation, cellular component: nucleus. The coding region runs from base 1152 to 1865 and encodes 237 amino acids. Gene Ontology annotation, molecular function: RNA binding. The record is from RefSeq and is a predicted model, not a curated record. The transcript is spliced from 8 exons.
CGCUCAGCCCAGCGUGAGCGGCACCUGCUAGUCCGGGCUCGCCGAGGAGGCCGCCUCGCCGGGCUCCCACCGCCGCGCCCGCCCGAGCGGCUCAGAGGGCUUCGAGGGCUCCGAGGUCGCCCAGCAGCCGCGGUCCCCCGGCCGCCUGCAAGUCCGCCCGGCUCCGAGUCACGUGUCAGUGCCCGAGGCAGAGACUGAGAAAAAAACGCGCUUCAUUCCUUCUUCCACCGCCAUACUGUAUUUUCCUAAAUCUCAUUUUUAUUCCAACAUUUUACUCCCGCUCGGUGAGUACCUUCUCGGUGGCAUUCUUGUCCUAUUCUUUUUUUUUCCUUUUUUUUUUGUUUUUGUUUUUUUUUCUUCUUCUUUUUUUUUCUUCCCACUUCUUUGAUUAUUGUUUGUAUUUGGGAAAGCUGACGAGCAUGGUCUUAAGCCUUUUCCUGAAUCAAGUUUUCCUAGCAUGCGAUGGUUCUCUAGACAAGGCGCUGUGUCUGGGAGUCCGCGGCAGCGGUGCUCUCUGCGAGCGGCUCCCAAGUCCAGCAAAAUGUGCAACUGGUUUUAUGGAAAAAGCGUUGUGAAGUAUGGUGCCUAUUUUUUUCCCUUUGUAAAGAUAAGAAAGCAUGUUUCUAACUCUUUUUAUACGUACUCUUUUUCCGAUUGCAUUUUUGUGUAGGUGGGAUUUUCCAGCAGUGUUCACAAGUUUGUCGUCUUGCAAUUCGAUUCGCACCACUGAGCAAAGACAUUAAUUUUGCAUUUUUAUGACCUUUUUGGAAGCCUGUGAGAAAUAUUUCGUUUUUUCCCCUCCUGUUUUUGAUAUCAGUUGAUAACAUGAAACUUUUCUUGCAGCUAGUUAAAGGGAUUAUUUUUAAGCAAUUGCUUUUUUCCUCCUUUACAUUAACUAUUACUUUUGCACAUUUGACUUUUUUAUUUUAAAAAAACCCGAGAUAAUUUUAUGAUAGAUAUCCUGAUAUCUAUAUUAUCCCUUCUUCCUCCUUCUCCCCUCCCCGUAAAUCAAUUUUCAAAUGAUGGCAGUGGAAGGUUUUUCUGGAAAAAAAAAAAAAAAUGAAGUGCGGUUUGGUUUCCUUGUCAACGGAGGAUGAAGUGAACAGCACAACAGCUCGCAGAGAGCAGGAUUAAAACAAGGUGAACCAACCAUGACGGGCAAAACCCAAACAAGCAACAUUACCAAUAAGAAUGACCCCAAGUCCAUCAACUCCAGGGUUUUCAUCGGCAAUUUGAAUACAGCCAUCGUCAAAAAGGUCGACAUUGAAGCUAUUUUUUCAAAGUAUGGAAAAAUCGUUGGCUGCUCCGUUCACAAAGGGUAUGCUUUCGUUCAGUACAUGAGUGAGCGUCACGCAAGAGCUGCGGUGGCUGGAGAAAACGCCAGGGUCAUCGCAGGCCAGCCCCUUGAUAUCAACAUGGCAGGGGAACCCAAACCCUACAGACCAAAGCCUGGAAGUAAGAGGCCCCUGUCUGCGCUUUACAGGCUUGAAUCAAAGGAGCCAUUCCUGUCUGUUGGUGGUUACGUAUUUGACUACGAUUACUACAGAGACGAGUUCUACAAUCGGCUGUUUGAUUACCACGGCCGUGUACCUCCACCUCCUCGAGCUGUCAUUCCACUCAAACGUCCCAGAGUGGCUGUCACCACAACACGCAGGGGCAAAGGCGUCUUUUCCAUGAAGGGGGGAUCCAGAUCUACUGUUGGUGGUUCAUCUUCAUCAGGCUCUAAGUUGAAAUCAGAUGAGUUACAGACAAUCAAGAAAGAAUUAACCCAGAUCAAAACUAAAAUUGACUCCUUGCUGGGGCGCCUGGAGAAGAUUGAGAAGCAGCAAAAGGCAGAAGCAGUUUCUACAGAUAAAGUGAUAUGAAGUAGUGUACAAUAGUGAAAACGAAGAAAAGAGAAACUGUGCCAUGUGGAAAAAUGAGAAAGAUGGUUUCACAAUGGACAGCAACAUCUCCAAUUCAGUUUACAUAAAAGCUCCAAUCAUAUGGACAGUGUUGUUCACUUUCAGAAAUACCAUUUCUUCUGUGUUCCAAGCUGUACAAUUGUUGUUUUAUGGUUUACAUUGUAAAUGUGUAUUCCAUCUUGCUUAUUAUUUUUUUAAGUCUUAAAUUGUGAAGGAUGUUAAUGAGUGGUGAGAGAGACACUGUAUACAAAUGUAUAUUUGUAAAAGCUAUUUUUAUGAUUAGCAUGUGUCAUUGUUGAUCACAUCGUCAUGUGGUGUUGCAAUUCUACAUUUAAAGCUUGUAUCCAACAAUGUCAUAGGGAAAAUAUACAUUGUAUGCUAGUUUUUAUAAUUUAAUUUCAAUUUAUAGUUUAAGGUAUCUUAGACCAUGAGGAAAUUAUUUGAAAAGCUAUAUUUCUGCCCUCUAUAAGCACCAUUUUUAUUAAUAAAGAAUGCAGUUAUUUCAGAAGUGAUACAAGAGAUUAAGGACUUUGGUUUGACCUGUGAGCAUGCUUGACACUAAUGAGCUGAAAUGAUCCAGUCAUCACCUAUUUCCUGAGUCUGACUGUGCUCUUGUGGACAGCUUUCAGUACACACGGAUGAGAAGUAGAUUGAUAAGGAAAAGAUUGUCUUGUCCUUGGAUCCAAAAGUUUAAGUUAGUGCACACCCUCUCCAUCUUCUCUCCUACUCUUCAGAAUCCUCCAUUCCCAAGCAUUGUGUAUUCCAAAUACUCUUGGCUAUUGUCUUGUGCAGUGGAAAUGGGAGAGACCAUCCCCACAGACUAUAGGCACACUCAGCACAUAAUUUCUUAAUAAAUACUGGUUCUUUUAAAACAAA